CUCGCCCUCUUCAAUUCUGGUCUUUAAAUUCUUUGGGAGGAGGAGAAAAGGCGCGUUGAGGUGCGUUUGUUUACAUAUUUCGGCUACCGGCUUUUUAAAAAAUAAUCGAGACAAUCAAAACAAACCCGGCCUUAUGUUGAAGAAGGUAAAUAUGUUUUUGUUGUAAUCGGAUGUGCUAACAACUACGCCCAGCCAGUUACGAAUUACAUAUUGGAAACUAAAAACAUGGCUGAAACAGAAAAUGCGUUAAGGGAAGCCUCAAGAAAUGGUGAUACGACUACAGUAACUAAACUUCUUGCUGAUUCUGUGGCUCAAACACCAAAUGAGGUUGGUGAUACACCAUUGUUACUAGCUACAUCCUGUUAUAUGACUGAACCCAAAUAUGUAGAAGUUGUACGGUCACUACUAGAUGCUGGGGCUGAUAUUGAUGUAAAAAAUAAGGAAGGAAAUGCUGCAAUUCACAAUGCUGCAUCAAAUGGUAAUUUAGAAAUAAUGGAACUCCUACUUGAACAUAAUGCGAACAUUGAACUUGAAGGAGAGAACAAUAUGGUAGCUUUAGGCGUGGCAGCCACUAAGAAGCAUCAUGCAGUUGUAAAUAUACUUGUCAAGAAACUUGUCGAAGACAAGAAAUUCUCCAAAAAACAAGUAGAGUGGAUGAUCAAGGCGGAUAAUGAGACGCAACAACUUCACAUCUACAGAGCAUUGACCGCCAUAUUUAAAGAAAAAGUGGCAUUGAAGGAGCUUUUAAAGUUUGGAGUAGUUGAGGCAAUCUUGACCGGCAUGACAAAAUUUUCCAAAAAAUCUAUUCAGACCUCGGGUUUACAACUUCUUCAACAGAUAAUCGCGUUAGAUGAGGGUUUGAAGUUAGUUAAAUCCGCAAAUAUAAAAGACAAGGUAAACGAGGCCACUAAAGAACAUGCCAGCGACGCUGUGGUACAGCAUCUUGUUAACGAAAUUGUUACUAAAUUGUAAAUUAUACGACAAAAGAUUUCAACCUCUAUUUUUUUAAUAUUCGUUGUGUAUGGUAUUUAAGUUUUAUUAAGUUAUAUUUCUUUUUGUUAUGGUUAUAGUCUUAUUUUAAAAAAAGCGUGAGAUGAUUUUAUGUUUUACUUAUUUUUUGUCUAUAUGCGGGUACAUUUUAUAAAAACUAUAAAACCAGGUCAUUUUCUGAAAGGUUAUAAAAAUGUGAAUUAAAGGAAUGGACGUUGUCGUUAAAAUUAUUUUAUGAUACAAGCUUUGUAUAUCUACUUUAUAUAUCUACUUUAGUUUCUGGUAUUUAAAGUGUGAAUGGUCUUAUUGAACUGUAUACCUGUAUGUAUUUCUCACCGGAAUUUUCUGACAGAUUCUGUGCAAAUUGCACGGAAUUUUAUUCUUUUCAGCUUUUUAUAUUUAUUUUUCUAUUUAAUAUUUUUUAAUAUUUUCUAUUUCUCUUUUUGUACUCAUUUGUAAUUUUAUGAUUUAUGGAAAAAAAUGCUGGAAAAAGAAAAUAAAUAAUAUUUUUAAA
This is a messenger RNA of Hydractinia symbiolongicarpus, 1504 nucleotides long. RefSeq names its product protein fem-1 homolog A-B-like. Gene Ontology annotation, molecular function: protein binding. Gene Ontology annotation, cellular component: nucleus; cytoplasm. Lineage: Eukaryota; Metazoa; Cnidaria; Hydrozoa; Anthoathecata; Hydractiniidae. Bases 226 to 972 code for a protein of 248 amino acids. The record is from RefSeq and is a predicted model, not a curated record. The transcript is spliced from 5 exons.